Molecule: messenger RNA, 1291 nt
Organism: Triticum dicoccoides
Lineage: Eukaryota; Viridiplantae; Streptophyta; Magnoliopsida; Poales; Poaceae
Product: gamma-glutamylcyclotransferase 2-2-like
Exons: 9
Coding region: 356-1012 (218 amino acids)
Biological process (GO): glutathione catabolic process
Cellular component (GO): cytoplasm
Molecular function (GO): glutathione specific gamma-glutamylcyclotransferase activity
Source: RefSeq, a predicted model, not a curated record
GCCCGCUGACGCGACGUACACCGCACCAAGAACCCGUCGGACCCUCCGCCGGCCGCGGCGGGAGCGACUGCCACGCGCGCACGGCCUCACGUGCCGCCCACCGCCCGUGACCCCAAUCCCCAAACGAGACCACGACUAUCCUCUCGGUAUAAGUGCUCCCCCACCACCGCCACCGUCUUCUCCCCCCUCUCCGACCCGAAACCCCUAUCCAUCCGUCCGUCCCGGGGAGAAGACCGCCGGCGGAGGAGACGCGCGUGAGGCAAGAGGAGUCAAAUCCUCCUCCCGCGCCGCCGACCCCACCCGCGGCAUUCUCUCCGGCGCCCCUCGUCAGGCCAGUUAAAAAAACAGCAGCAAGAUGGUGCUGUGGGUCUUCGGGUAUGGGUCCCUGAUCUGGAAACCCGGAUUCGACUUCGACGAGAAGAUCCUGGGAUUCAUCAAGGGCUACAAGCGAACGUUUAAUCUCGCUUGCAUUGACCAUAGAGGCACACCACAGCAUCCAGCCAGGACCUGCACCCUUGAAUCCGAAGAUGAAGACAUAUGCUGGGGAAUUGCUUAUUGUGUCAAAGGUGGUCUAGAAAAAGAGCGAGAAGCAAUGCAGUACUUGGAGAGAAGAGAAUGCGAGUAUGACCAGAAGAUCUCUGUGGAUUUCUACAGGGAUGGAAAUUCUCUGGAACCAGCUGUGACGGAUGUAUUAGUUUUCGUAUCCACUCCUGAUCCAGUUGGCAACAAAUACUAUCUUGGCCCUGCUGCUUUGGAGGAUAUGGCAAAGCAGAUUGCUACAGCCAGUGGCCCUAAUGGAUAUAAUAGGGACUACCUGUUCUCAAUGGAGAAGGCACUGUCCAAUAUAAGCCAUGAAGAUGACUCGAUCAUUGUGCUUGCGGAUGAGGUGAGGAAGGUGCUGAGCAGGUCGACAGAGAAGAAGGUCACCGGCUCCGACAUACCAUUAAAAUCGCAUACACCUGUUGUGCACAUCUCUGCUCUUCCUGAGGGCACCGUUGCGGUUUCAACAUAGUAAGAAGAGCAGCACGGAUGGAUCAGCGAAAGAGAUGGCAUUUUCCUCUGACCACACAUACUCUUUGACAUUCUCCCAUUGAAAGAUCUGCGGUUUACUUCAGCUCUGGCACCAUUGAGGGUGUGCGCUAAUUUUCUUUGGCAACUAUUGUGGCAAAGGCUGUAGCUUCCAGAGUGCUAAUGCGAAAGCCUGAGACUUGAAGUGUUAUUGCUUCCCUUGUGAUACCCUAAUAAUAAAUGCAUUUGGCGACUUCAGCACUUCUGCGCCGCUGAGGCGUGA